Molecule: messenger RNA, 3126 nt
Organism: Ceratotherium simum simum (southern white rhinoceros)
Lineage: Eukaryota; Metazoa; Chordata; Mammalia; Perissodactyla; Rhinocerotidae
Source: RefSeq, a predicted model, not a curated record
GGGCUGCGGCAGCGGCAGGGCGCGACCACCGGCUGCGAUCCGGGCACCGAGGCGGCUGGACAGAGGUCGAGCUGUCAGGAGGGCGGAGCCACGGGGCCUGCAGAGAUGCUGGCUGUCCCGGAGAUGGGCCUGCAGGGGCUGUACAUUGGCUCCAGCCCUGAGCAGUCCCCAGUGCCCAGCCCGCCCGGCUCCCCGAGGACCCAGGAAAGCUGUGGCAUUGCCCCCCUCACACCCUCACAGUCUCCAAAGCCUGAAGCCCGAGCCCCCCAGCAGGCCCCCUUCUCUGUGGUGGUGGCCAUCGACUUCGGCACCACAUCCAGUGGCUAUGCCUUCAGCUUUGCCAGUGACCCUGAGGCCAUCCACAUGAUGAGGAAAUGGGAGGGCGGGGACCCAGGUGUGGCCCACCAGAAGACCCCCACCUGCCUGCUGCUGACCCCGGAGGGGGCCUUUCACAGCUUCGGCUACACUGCCCGCGAUUACUACCACGAUCUGGACCCUGAGGAAGCGCGUGACUGGCUCUACUUCGAGAAGUUCAAGAUGAAGAUCCACAGUGCCACGGAUCUCACCUUGAAGACCCAGCUAGAGGCAGUAAAUGGAAAGAAAAUGCCUGCCCUGGAGGUGUUCGCCCAUGCCCUGCGCUUCUUCAAGGAGCAUGCCCUUCAGGAGCUGAGGGAGCAGUGCCCAUUGCUGCCAGAGAAGGACACUGUGCGCUGGGUGUUGACGGUGCCCGCCAUCUGGAAACAGCCGGCCAAGCAGUUCAUGCGGGAGGCUGCCUACCUGGCUGGCCUGGUGUCAAGAGAGGAUGCAGAGCAACUACUCAUUGCCCUGGAGCCUGAGGCCGCCUCUGUCUACUGCCGCAAGCUGCGUCUGCACCAGCUUGUGGACCUGAGCAGCCGGGCCCCAGGCAGUGGGCGCCUGGGUGGGCGCCGCUCCAUCGAUUCCAGCUUCCGGCAGGCCCGCGAGCACCUGCGAAGGUCCCGCCACAGCCGCACGUUCCUGGUGGAGUCAGGCGUCGGAGAGCUGUGGGCAGAGCUGCAAGCAGGAGACCGCUACGUGGUGGCAGACUGUGGGGGAGGCACAGUGGACCUGACCGUGCACCAGCUGGAGCAGCCCCAUGGCACUCUCAAGGAGCUCUACAAGGCGUCGGGCGGCCCCUAUGGCGCGGUGGGCGUGGACCUGGCCUUCGAACAGCUGCUGGGCCGCAUCUUCGGCGAGGACUUCAUUGCCACCUUCAAAAGGCAACGGCCGGCAGCCUGGGUGGAUCUGACCAUCGCUUUCGAGGCCCGCAAACGCACCGCAGGCCCGCACCGUGCGGGGGCGCUUAACAUCUCGCUGCCCUUCUCCUUCAUCGACUUCUACCGCAAGCAGCGAGGCCACAACGUGGAGACGGCCCUGCGCAGGAGCAGCGUCAACUUCGUGAAGUGGUCCUCACAGGGAAUGCUCAGGAUGUCUUGCGAGGCCAUGAACGAUCUCUUUCAGCCCACGGUCAGCGGGAUCAUCCAGCAUAUAGAGGCGCUGCUGGCGCGGCCCGAGGUGCAGGACGUGAAACUGCUGUUUCUGGUGGGCGGCUUCGCCGAGUCGGCCGUGCUGCAGCACGCGGUGCAGACGGCGCUGGGCGCCCGCGGCCUGCGCGUGGUGGUCCCGCACGACGUGGGCCUCACCAUCCUCAAAGGCGCGGUGCUGUUCGGCCAGGCGCCGGGCGUGGUGCGGGUGCGCCGCUCGCCGCUCACCUACGGCGUGGGCGUGCUCAACCGCUUCGUGGCUGGCCGCCACCCGCCCGACAAGCUGCUGGUUCGCGACGGCCGCCGCUGGUGCACCGACGUCUUUGAUCGCUUCGUGGCCGCGGAGCAGUCGGUGGCCCUGGGCGAGGAGGUGCGGCGCAGCUACUGCCCGGCGCGCCCGGGCCAGCGGCGCGUGCUCAUCAACCUGUACUGCUGCGCCGCCGAGGACGCGCGCUUCAUCACCGACCCGGGCGUGCGCAAGUGCGGCGCGCUGAGCCUUGAGCUCGAGCCCGCCCACCCCGACGCCACCGGCGCGCCCCCUGGCCGCCGCGAGAUCCGCGCCGCCAUGCAGUUUGGCGACACCGAGAUCAAGGUCACCGCCGUCGACGUCAGCACCAAUCGCUCCGUGCGCGCCGCCAUCGACUUUCUUUCCAAUUGAGGGCGCGCGGGCGCGGUGCCAGCCCACCCUCUGCAGGCCCCGCCCUCUUUCGGUCCGGGCCCUGGGGAGCCGGCUGGGGUAGGCGCAGCUGCUUGUUCAGUCAUCGCCCCUUUCCCCACCCUCCUGCCCGGGGAGAUGAGGUCGCAGGAUAGGUGGGGACACAUCCAGAGACUGUGGCUUUGGGAUUGGGCCCUCAUCCACUGACUUGAAGGCUGAAGGGCCCUGCCAAGGACUGAGGUCAAGGAGACUUAGAAGGGGCUUGUAAGACGCCGUGCCCACAGGGAGCACGUGACCCCGAAAGCAGAAGACAGCCUUGGACUGAACUCGGGGUGGGGGUGGGGGUGGAGGCAGCUGGGAGAGGCCAAGGCCGCAGCAGGAGGGGCAGCAGGAGGAAGGAGGUUGUGCAAGGCCUGGGCCGGAAGGGCCGACUGCACUGACUGAUGGGCUCGGCAUGCACAGGGAGGUGGGGCAGAGCAGCCCUGUGCCACAGAAAAAUGACUGGAAGCUGACCCUAGAAGGACAGGGGUUGUAGGCCCUUCCUGGGUGUGGUACUGACCACCCUAGUAUGACUUAAUUGUAGAAAGGGCAGUAGCAGACUAAUGAGGAGGGUAUAGGGUGCAGGCACUUAUGAGAUGAUGGGGGCAGCAUGCUGGGGGGCCUUUCCUUCAGGACAAAUGACCCAUCUGGGAAGGCCCCAAGGGCAGCCUAUGGAUGACCCACUUGCACCCUAUCCCAGCCACAGGAGGGCAGUGGGGGGGCUGGGGGAGGACAGGGAGCAAGGAGGGCUGGUCCCAGCUCUGCCGUCAACUCAAUGUGCCAUUAGGACAUUCCCUGCCCACCCAUGGCAGGGUGAUUUUCAUUCCCCGAGUAUGAAAUGUCAGGCACCUCCCUCCAACCAUGACAUGCAACAACCCCACCUGCCUGAGAACCAUAAGGUGACAAUAAAGCAUUUAUGCUCAAGGUGAA